AUGUCGACGGCCUCGCGGAAGUCGUUACAGAGCGCCGCCCCGAUCCAUCGCCGCCUCGAUAGUCUGCAGAGGGGCGAACGCCGAAGCCGCGCCAACUCGGCCGCCCGCCAGCUCGUCGUGAGCCACGACGACGCUCUCUCGUACGCCCUUCGCGUGGCCUAUCUGCAUUACCUGCUGCAGCCGAGGCAGAAGCAGAAGAAAUUCAUCCCCGCGCCCAAGCCCCCACAGAGAGCUUACACCUCCGUCGCCACAGAUCUCGUCAAGGAGUUCUUGCCUGGGACGCACGGCAGUGUGAAACUUCCCAAUGGAUUCCGCAAGUACUUGGAGAAGAGGCUGGAGGGUGUCAUGAGGGGGACCGAGAGAGCACCUGGAUACGGUGACGCCGACAUCAAGAGGUCCUUCGCAGAGGCCUACAAUGCUUUAGGCCAACCCGGCAUGCAGCAGACCUUGGACAAGGAUCGCAAGCUCGAGCCUCUCGUCCUUUCGUUCUUUGCGGCGGCGACAAAGUCCUGCAGACCGCGCGACCCUGUUCAGGCCAACGAUGAUCACUGGAAACUGCUGGUUGACCGGCAUGUGGCAAUGUUUGUUCGGCUUGUGGGCAACGUAUUGAAGGACAUGGGCAAGGAUCGAGACAAGCCGGAGCUUAUGAGUCGACUCAAAACGCUGGAGAAUAAGCUGCUAACAAAUGAUCAAAACCUCUUCAUCGACACGGGUCAGGCCGGAGGGAAGACAAUAGAGGUUGAUGUCCCGUUGAGCUACGACGUCAAAGACAUGCCCCUGGUCCAAGUUGUCGCGAGGCUAUUUGGAAUGGGCAACUCGGAUGCGCAAAACCACAUCGAUGGCCAGAAGCCGAACUGGAACGAAGAAGCGGCGUUGAAGGACCUCAAAUCCUACCAGCAUCGCCUAAACUCCAACAUGAGCGGCACCUUGCGAAGCCAGGAUUUCGACGUGGAGGAGGCGUAUCAGGAGUGGAAGAGAGCCGAAGCACCUCAUCUGUCUGCAAUGAUCAAAGAGGUGUUGAAUGCGAAGCCACAGUUGGUUAGAAUGUCAACGAGCAUUAUCGCGAUGGAGAAGCCCCUCCCAGCCAGCCCAACUUCCGGGUAUGGGGAGGACCAAGCCUAUGCGGACCUCAGUCGGGCAUUGUCCAGCCCAGAUUCCGGCUACGGACUGGAUCAUACCCUCAGCUUGGGAUCCAUGUCACUGGACGACAACAGCAGCAUCAGGAGUGUUGAUGAGGCCCACUAUACUUUUAUACCCCCUGAGCCUCGGGAAUUCUUCAAGACCAUUGCAAAGUACGCCAUGGAUUUUGACUCGAUGCAUGACGAUGGUACAGAGCGUUUAGGGCCAUUUUCGAAGCAGAGCAUGGAAUUACUUACCGAAUUAUGUGUUCAUUGGCGAAUCCCGCAAUUCACGCGUCUGGUUGUCUUUUUGGAGUUAGCUGCUGCAAAAUACUCAGACAGCUUGUUUACCGCCAUCGAUCUCGACAACACCUUUGAGCUGGUCAAGAUCCCAGGCCCCGAGACGAAGAAGCCGCCCCAUAUAUAUCUAUGGAACGAAAGCCUGGCGACAAUCGAUAGGUCUAGAUGGACGAUGCAUGACUUCGCAGUCUAUCAACAAACGCUGAACUCCAUCCACGAGGCCCUGCUCCGCGAACUAUAUGAUACGUUCAUGCACUGCUUCGAAUCGAAACCUCCAUCUGUGGGCCCAGUCUUGCACGUGCUGGAUACACACGUGCAUGCGGAUUCUGCGUUUGCCAGGAACGCAGAUGCGGAAGAGCACUACGCUAAAGCUCUUCACGAUGGACUCAAAGAACAGGCCUCCAAUGUGUAUCGUGCAUUCCUGGAUAAAGAGAUACCUGAAAGUCAAGAAGAUUGGGAUUUCAACCACGUCGUCCAGCUUGGCAAGUCUGUGGUUAAGCUGUGCGAAAGAAUCAAGAAGCGAUACAAAUCGAAGCCGGAGAUCAUGGGGGUCAAUCCUCUCACGAUCUUGGUUGAGACCAUGUUCCCGAACUUUGAGAACGAUGCCUCCGAGCUGAUCAGGUCCAUUAUCCUGAACGCUCAGGACCGCGGUCUGGAAUUUGGCUCCGAGGACGGGUUUGCUCUCUACAAGGAACUAGUCGAGAUUCGACAUAUUCACCGUUCCUCACUUCCCAACCAGCCAUUUACGUUUGAUAUUGAGGAAUUGCUCGUUGACUUCGUGUGGCGCUGGAUCGCAAAUGCGGAAGAGUUCAAUGUGACCAUUGUGGAAAACGCCAUCAAACAUGACCAAUUUCAGGUUCGAGAAGGGCGAGAAGGCCACCCUCCUGCGGAUGAAGAUCGCCACAGCCAUUCCAUCAUUGACGUCUUCAAAAGUUUUAACCAGACCGCAGACCAGAUUUUCCAGCUGGAAUGGGAUAAUGACGUUCACCAUGCUCGUUUCAUGACUGCCCUCUCAAAGAUGUUCGCCAACGGAAUCGCCAGGUACUGUGAAGUGGUUGACGGCAGAUUCAUGAAAGAGAUGGACGCGCUCAGACCAGAAGAAGAGGAAGCAGCGGCCGUUGCCCAGACCGCACAAGGCAAAAUCAUGAGAUACGCCAAGGAUGCAUGGAACACCAAGGAAAAACUUGCGCCUUUUCAGUUCUAUUCAGAGUCACUGGUAAAACUCAACAACAUUGAGUACGCCAUGCAGCAACUGGACAAGCUCGAAAAGCUUAUGAAUGUCGAUGCAUGUGCUGCUGUCAUUGAAAAAGCGGAAGGGCCUAGGAAACCCAUGAAGCGACCCUCGACCUAUGUGUUCACGAUCAAGAUCGUCGAAGCGGAAGACCUGAAGGCCUGUGACCCAAACGGCACAAGCGAUCCAUACGUUGUCCUGGGAGAUGAGUACCAAAAACGUCUGGCGAAGACCAGGACAAUCAUGAGAAGCUUAAACCCCAAGUGGGACGAGUCUGUCGAUAUUACGGUCAGGGGACCUCUCAACGUCGUCGCCACGAUCUGGGAUUACGACAUGUUCGGCGAGCACGACUUCGUAGGCAGGACAUCUCUAAAGCUUGAUCCAUUGCAUUUCAGCGACUAUUUGCCCCGGGAGUUCUGGCUGGAUUUGGACACACAAGGGCGGCUUCUGCUGCGUGUCAGCAUGGAAGGUGAACGGGAUGAUAUCCAGUUCUAUUUUGGCAAGGCAUUCCGGCACUUGAAAAGGACUGAACGCGAUAUGGUGCGAAAGAUUACAGAGAAGCUUACUUCACAUAUCAGCGAGUCACUCUCUCACGAGGCGUUACGCAAUCUCCUCGGUCGGAACAUUCUGCAGUCUGCCCAGAGUUUGUGGAAGAGGCAAUCGCGUGUUGCGACAGUCACCAAUGCCGAUAUUGAAAACGCUCUCCAACCUCUUUUCGGCUAUUUCAACGACAACUUUGCCAUCAUGAAGGAGACCCUGACCGACGCGACCAUGGUGGCUGUCAUGACCCGUUUGUGGAAAGAAGUUCUCAUGGCUAUCGAAACCCUCGUCGUACCGCCGCUCUCUGAGAAGCCUUCCAAUCAAAAGCCUCUCACGGAGCGCGAAGUCGAGGUUGUGUACAAGUGGCUUGGGCUUCUCUUCGAAUUCUUCAACGCACGGGAUGAGAGUGGUGAAGUUUUGGGUGUGCCAGCCGAGGUUCUCAAGUCGCCUAAGUAUCACGAGCUUGCCUCACUGAACUUCUUCUACUUUGAGACCACUGACCACCUCAUCCAUACCUCGGAGCGCAUGGCUGCCGCCACCGCGCAGCGUGCUCAGCAGGCCAUGCAGUCUCAGCUGUCGGCUCACCCGAACCGUCUCUCUGCUCCGGCAGCGUUCGGCGGAAUGGCGAGCGCCGGCCCGUCCUUCGCUUCCAUGGGCACGAUCCGCCGCGGAAAGAGCAUCAUGAUGAGCCGUAACCUAGGCACGAUGCGCCGGGCCAAGGAGGAGAAGCGCAAGGAGGCCCAGGCUGACCCUAGCGACGAUAUGAUCCUGAGAAUCUUGCGCAUGCGCCCCGAGGCGGCGCACUACCUCAAGGAACGGCACCGCCAAAAGGAGCGCCAGGCCGCCGCGGCAGCUGCUGCGAUGAUAGUGAAGCAGAGCGUCAGCCAGGGCUGGAACUCGGGAGGGGGCUUUGGAAGAGGUGGUGUCCCUAGGAGGUAA
Neoarthrinium moseri is the source of this 4128-nucleotide messenger RNA. RefSeq lists its product as uncharacterized. The record is from RefSeq and is a predicted model, not a curated record. Lineage: Eukaryota; Fungi; Ascomycota; Sordariomycetes; Amphisphaeriales; Apiosporaceae. The transcript is spliced from 3 exons. Bases 1 to 4128 code for a protein of 1375 amino acids.